Messenger RNA from Hippocampus comes (tiger tail seahorse), 3514 nucleotides. It is a transcript of the gene kcnb2b, whose product is annotated as potassium voltage-gated channel subfamily B member 2b. The record is from RefSeq and is a predicted model, not a curated record. Gene Ontology annotation, molecular function: delayed rectifier potassium channel activity; protein binding. Lineage: Eukaryota; Metazoa; Chordata; Actinopteri; Syngnathiformes; Syngnathidae. Gene Ontology annotation, cellular component: neuronal cell body; dendrite; membrane. Bases 550 to 3000 code for a protein of 816 amino acids. Gene Ontology annotation, biological process: protein homooligomerization; action potential; potassium ion transmembrane transport. The transcript has 3 exons.
GCCAGUCAGCUCACCUCUCGCCAGGGAGGUGCUGCAGCCCCUCUCAGCUCCCUUUGGUGUGUGUGUGCCCACUCCACAGGACUACAGCUGGGCGCUUUCGCUUCUGCGCACCCUCCUCCCUAAACUCCCCUUCCUGCCUUCUCACGGCAAGUGAUCGCAACAAGCGAGCGCGUGUGCGGAUGGAGGCGGGACUUUUAUUUUUCUCUCUCUUUGGGCAAUGUUGGAGCAUUAGGAGGAAGAUGUUUGGAAUGCGCACACACCAGCGCACUCGAGUCGACAGCAUGCCUGGCGCGCGGUCUCCGCACGGUGCCUGCGGAUCACUCUCGGCCGUGGAAGCUUGACUGUACGCGGAGGAGGAGGACUGGGGUGUGUGGGGGGGUGGUGGUGGGGGAAAUCCCGCCUAGAUGGAAGGACUUUGCAUGGACAAAUGCGACUUAUCUUGGCAAGCCAUGGAGAGACUUGCCUUAAAAGGACCCGGCGCCCUUUCGUAGGCUCUUUCUGGUGGACUUUUUGAAACCCUCACAAGUCUUUUGGGUCUUCUCCGCCGCCAUGGCCGAGAAACUGGGACCAGCCGGGCUCAAGCCCGCCUACGUUCCACCCCUUCCCUCUGUGCCGCCGGAGCCCAUCGACAUCAUCCGCACCAAAGCCCGCUCCCGCCGGGUCCGCUUGAACGUCGGCGGACUCAACCACGAAGUCCUGUGGCGGACUCUGGAUCGGCUGCCGAGGACCCGCCUCGGCAAGCUGCGGGACUGCAACACGCACGAGUCCCUGAUGGAGGUGUGCGACGACUACAGCCUGAACGAGAACGAGUACUUCUUUGACCGCCACCCAGGGGCUUUCACCUCCAUCCUGAAUUUUUACCGCACGGGCAAGCUGCACAUGAUGGAGGAGAUGUGCGCCCUUUCCUUUGGCCAGGAGUUGGACUUCUGGGGGAUCGAUGAGAUCUACCUGGAGUCCUGCUGCCAGGCUCGCUACCACCAGAAGAAGGAGCAGAUGAACGAGGAGCUACGCCGGGAGGCGGAGACCAUGAGGGAACGUGAGGGCGACGGCGAGUUCGACAACACCUGCUGCCCGGAGAAGAGGAAGAAGCUGUGGGAUCUCCUGGAGAAGCCUGGCUCCUCUGUCGCUGCCAAGAUUCUGGCCAUCAUAUCCAUCCUGUUCAUCGUCCUCUCCACCAUCGCGCUGUCUCUCAACACCUUGCCGCAGCUUCAGGAGAAGGACGAGUUUGGCCACGCCAACGACAACCCUCAGCUGGCGCACGUGGAGGCCGUGUGCAUCGCCUGGUUCACCAUGGAGUACCUCCUCCGCUUCCUCUCCUCACCCAAGAAGUGGAAGUUCUUCAAGGGUCCGCUCAACGUCAUCGACCUGCUGGCCAUCCUGCCCUACUACGUCACCAUUUUCCUCACCGAGUCCAACAAGAGCGUACUCAAGUUUCAGAACGUGAGGCGCGUGGUGCAGAUAUUCCGGAUCAUGAGGAUACUAAGGAUCCUCAAGUUGGCCAGGCACUCCACGGGGCUCCAGUCUCUGGGCUUCACGUUGAGACGGAGCUACAACGAGCUGGGCUUACUCAUUUUGUUCCUCGCCAUGGGCAUCAUGAUCUUCUCCAGCUUGGUUUUCUUUGCCGAGAAAGACGAAGACGCCACCAAGUUCACCAGUAUCCCCGCCUCCUUCUGGUGGGCCACCAUUACCAUGACCACAGUGGGCUACGGGGACAUUUACCCGCAGACGUUACCCGGAAAGAUCGUCGGCGGGCUGUGCUGCAUCGCGGGGGUGCUGGUCAUCGCCCUGCCCAUUCCCAUCAUAGUCAACAACUUCUCCGAGUUUUACAAGGAGCAGAAGAGGCAGGAGAAGGCCAUCAAGAGGCGGGAGGCGUUGGAGAGAGCCAAGCGCAACGGCAGUAUCGUGUCCAUGAACCUGAAAGACGCCUUCGCCCGGAGUAUGGAACUCAUGGAUGUCGUGGUGGAGAGAGGGGAGGAUAAAACCUCUCUGGACAACCACCUGUCACCCAACCGCUGGGGAGGUUCCACCAGGUUGGCCACUUCGGAAACCAACCUCAAGUCGCCAGAUAAACGGACCCUGGAGAACGCAGUGGCUGCACCGAAUUCCCCGCACCGGAUCACCGUCACCACCAGCGGGAGUCCGCAGUGGACGAGCAAAACUCCGCAGCAUCUCAACGUCCAGAAUCUGGAGGAGCUGUACAACCAGAUGACCAAGUCCCAGUCCUUCACCAACCUCCACACGGCCAGCUCCAUGAGCACGCUGAGCACCACCGUUGCCGGCCCGGGCUCACCUAAGAGGUCCCACAGCCCCGAGACCACCCUCAAGGAAGAGCUGGAGAUGAAGGUGGUGGAUGGAGCCAAGACCGGACACCUCCAGGUGCCUUCGCCCCUCCAUCGAACGGCCAUUCAGCUUUCCUCGGACGACAUCCUCAAAGACGGCUUUUAUCAAUCUCUUCACCGGGGUGACGGCUCGGAACUCCAUAUAGAGGAAGGUGAGAGUUUCACUAGCGCGGUGGAGAACAUACAGAAAUCUCUUCGCGGGAACAACCCUCUCAAAAUUAAAGUGGGGAAGACGUCUGCCGAGGGCCCGCCGACGCCACCCAGCACCACGUCUCCUGGAGACAUUAGCUCCACCAUCCUCGAGGAAGAGUCGCCAGAUGGGGAGACGUCACCUCUCAUGGCCAGCUCGGAAGCUCUUAUCCAGCCUGCGGAGGAGGACGAUGACAAUGACGAGGCGGGGGAAACCGGCCCAUUGGUGGACACCCCACCCGGUGACGAGGGCCCAUCCUCGGGCAACCGUCUGAUGGAGGUGGCCGGCGCCACCGGCGUGCCUCGGUCGCCCAGGGCCACGUCGCAAAACUGUCACCAAGGCGUGGUCGGACCGGGCGACGGGGAAUCCGACCAAAACGGACACAAAGCAGAUAACCACAUUUUCACGUCUGACAUCCACCUGAUACCCGGGGACAGCGGGCUCUCGCCCACCUGCGAGACCAGCAUGUGAUUGCGAGAAAGCCCCCUUGAAGCGAUGUUUCUGCAUGGCAUGGCAAGUCCCUUUUACUUGUGUCGUCGCGUAACGCCCUGACAAACUGCUAUCCUGAAGGAAUCCACCCACGGGUGGAAACAGUUUCCGCUUGUACAUAAAAGACAACCUCCUUUUCCAUUGCACAGAAAAAGUGAUCUGUAAAUAAGCAUGCAUUUCAAAAAUAACAAAGACUCAUCUUUUAUGGUGCUUUGUUUGCUUUGUAAAAACUUGGACAUGAAAGGCAAUGACAAUGCACGCAAAAAAAAGAGUUAAAAAAAAAAAGGACGGUACCAUUGUUAGCAAUGUGAAAAAAAUGGGGCAGGACAACUGUUGUAGCGACCUAUUUAUUAAAAAUAACAUAUCAUUGAUUACCUUUUGUGGAAAAUGCAAAGUGUUCUCGUGAUGAUCCUGUAAUUUAUGUUUGUGUGUAUGUAAAGUUUUUGUUAUGGUAUUCGAUUACUGAAUCAAUUAGUUAGCAAAAAAAAAAAAAAAA